Molecule: messenger RNA, 9191 nt
Organism: Bactrocera latifrons
Lineage: Eukaryota; Metazoa; Arthropoda; Insecta; Diptera; Tephritidae
Gene: Hers
Exons: 9
Coding region: 189-8465 (2758 amino acids)
Molecular function (GO): chromatin binding
Source: RefSeq, a predicted model, not a curated record
AAAAAAUAAUUGAAGCCGCAGAAGUUCGUGAGGAAAUCUCAAACGUAAACAUAGAAGAAUCUCCUACCACCCAUGAUCAAACGCUAAAAUCGAAUAAGCAUACAUUAGACUCUGUCAAAGAAGAUACUACGAAGAACAGCGAAUCUCAAGCGGCUCCCAGUGAAACGGAUAAAAAUCCUACUGUCAAAAUGGCACCGAAAAAAAAGAUAACGGCCAAGCGUGCCAAUAAGACAGACGCCAAUCAAAAAAGCAAAAAAGCGCCUACUCAAAAAUCAAAUGAUGAUGAGUCUAAAGCACAGAAACAAAGUGGCAAUUCUAGAAAUGAUGCCAUAGUUGGGACACCGUUAAAGAAGAGACUACUUAAGGCCAAACCUGUAAAGAAAUCUACUGAGGAGGUCUUGGAUGAAAACGCCGGAACCAGCAUGCCAACAGAAGAGAAGUCAGAACCACAAGGUUGUAAGGCUGUAGAACCCCCUGAUCCACCGGACAAAGAGAGCGGAGAAAUAAAGGCUGAAAAAACUCCUAAAAAGACGCCAUCGCCGAAAAAAAUAAAGACGAAUCCAAAGAAUCCAGACAAGUGCAAUAUACAGGAACCUGAGAAGACAGUUGUAGAACCUUUAGAGCUAAUAGAGAAAGAAGAAACAUUAAGAAUAGUAUUAGAUGCUAAUACAGAGGUAGUGCAAAUGGAUAUAGAAGAAAUGCCGGUUUGUGCAAGCGCUCCCAAAGAAGUGGAGCACAAAAAGGAGGAACUAGAUGUUAAGCCGCAAGAAGCUGACGCACAGAUUGUGAAGCAGGAACCACUGAAACAGGAAGAAAUCUCUGAAAAAGCGGGGAGCUCUGCCCCGUGCUCACCACAUAUUGGAAAGAAGCAAAUGUCAAAUAUUAAGCACAGAUUACAAAGCAAGUACAAAGUGCCGCCAGUGAAGUCUAGCCCCACUGCCAAGAUGGCGGGUAAGAAAUCGAAAUUUGCGCAAAAGUUGACAGUUGAUAAAUCAAACAGAUCUGCUGCCAAUGAUAUCUAUGACUUUCGUUCCGGUUCUGAAGAGGAGGAUAACAUUAAAAUGGAUCUUCCUACAUUGAAAAAUCUACGCGAAUUCGCAGAUGAGGAACACAAAACCAAAUCCACUAAAGACAGUCUCAAGAGCAAAGAAACCUCAUUGGAUAUUGAUGAAAAGGAAACAAAAGUCGAGGACGCACUAAAAGAAGAACAGUUGCCAGAACCAGUGCCGGAAGAAAUUAAAAAGUCAAUGGAAAAUUCUCAAACUGAAGAAAAAGCAAAAGAGGACACAGAUGAAAAAAUAGCUGACGCGUCACAUAAAGCUGAAGAUGAUUCUAGAGCUGUUGCUCAAACUACACCUAAAACGAAAAAGGUAGUCAAGUCUAAGAUAACAAAGAAAGUUUACAAGAAGAAACCCUUGAUAACAAAGAAAAUUAUAAAAACAGUUAAGGGAAAAAUGUUACAAAAGACGGAAAAAACAAAAGUGAAGAGCAGUAAAGUACAAAAAGAUUCCUCCUCGGCAAGCAGUGACUCGGAAGAUGAAAAGAAACUAAUCGACUUUGGUCCUAAACGUCAUCGCAUGGCCUCACUAAAUGCCUUAGCCAAGGUACAGUGCCUCUAUGAGAACGAAUCACGCACGGCAUAUGAGCUGGGUCUGUCAAAAGCAACACAACUUCCACCCAAGAUCCGCACUGUGGAUGGAAGUGAAGAUGAGAAGGACAAAGAGAAGGAUAAGGAUAAGGAAAAAGAGACGGAUGAUAAAAGCAAAACAAAGAAGGAUAAAAAGAGCGAGGAAAGUAGCAAAGCCGAUGAGCCACAGAAAGCUGAAUCAGAAGAUGAACCACAAGAGGUGGAACCAAAACGAGAAUUGCGUCAUGUACCAGGCGGCCGCGGACUCGGUAAGCAUUGGGAAUUCGAGGAAAGUGGUGACACUGAAGAUGAGGAGAUAGACAAAAUGAAACUUAAACGCAAGAAAUUACAGAAAAAGUUGGCGAACAAGAAGGAAAAGGAAGCUGAGAAAUUGAGAGAGAAGGAAAGAAAAGAAGAAGAGGCCUCGAGUAGCAAGAUUUCCAAAGCCAGGGAAGACAAAGACAAAGAAAAAGAGAAUCCCAAGGAAAAGGAUACUAUCAGAGUAAAGCGCAAGUAUACAAAAAUUAAGAAGCCACUGAAGAAGAUAGUAAAAUUGAAGACCGAUACUUCUGAUGGUGGGGAAAACACCGAAGUAAGUGAUAACGAAGACAAAGCCCAGGAUAAAGAUAAAUCAAAGGUGCAAAAAACAACUACAAAACUAGAAGCUCGAAAACCGCCAAAGAAACGCAAGCGCAUGUUACGCGAGGAAUUAAUUGGCGACUACAAGGGCAUAUUGGCGCGCAAACGCAUGGCGAGUUUGAAUGCCAGUGCCAUAGUUGCGGCCACUUACGAGGUGGAACGUCAUCUUGAUAAAAAUCUCGCCUAUGGCAGCUACGAUAGUACCGAUGGGGAGGAGAAAACUUCCACGCCAGCAAAAAAAUCCAAGGAUGUGGCAAAGGACUCCAAGAAAGCGCCCACAGCCACAGUAACAUCCGACGAGACUUUGAAUACAAAAGAUACGGGAGAAGUCACUGCCAAUAUUACGGCUACAGCCAAUAGCUCGAAUGCGUCUAAUGCCAGCGGUACUGCCAGAGAGUCGAGGCCGUUGAAUUUGAAUGAAGAGAGCAACGACUCAAAAUAUUCAAAAGAAACCAAAGAGACAAAUACAGAUACAACUACCACAGCCGGUUUUCGCGAUUCGGGCAGCACAAAGGACGCUAAAGACUCCAGUCGACCGACCUCAUCCAGCGUCGUUAUCGUACAGGAUACCGACGUCACUAUCACGGGUGUGUAUGUAAACUCCACAACGGGUUCAAGUCAAGAGGCAUACUGUAAAAUGCAAUAUCGUGUGCAAUCGAGUGUCACCGAGGAGCGAGUGUUGCGUCCUAGUUCAGUAGAUCCACCCAAAUCUUACACGCCGUUGAGCGCGCUCUCUAGCAUGUUGCCGCCAGGUGCUUCAACAGGUGGCGCAAUGAGUGACGCGCAAGUGUCACCGCCACCACCACCUCCGCCCACUGCGGUCGGCAACACCCUACCUGAAGCACUCAGUGGAGCUGGCAUGUAUCACGCCAGCGAUUUGGGCCUACAUCCUGAGCAUGGUGCGCCUGAACAUGGUCCGCCACCGCCCUCUUAUGCAGCCGCCGCCGCUGCUGCAGCUGCUGCUUAUCAUGCACAUCACAUGUCGCCAGCUGCAGCCGCCGCCGCUGCGGCCGGCAUGCAUGUACAUCAUCAGCAUCAAUAUGCACAUGCUCACGCGCAUCAAUAUCCACAAGUAGGCGGUGAACAUGGCAUGCAUGCUGGGCCCCCAACGACAGCUGGUGGUCCGCCACCACCGCCACCACAUCUCUAUCAACCACCGCCACCGUCACAUUACGGACCGCCGCCACCACCACCGCCCACAUCGAGUGUGGUUGGACCGGUGCGCUGUGAUGUGGUCUCGCCACCACCAACUUAUCGCUCCAGCGUCUACGCGCCACCAACUGGGCCGCCACAUCAACAAACAGCGCCCAGUGGCCUGCUGCCACCGCCACAUUCCACGCUCUCCAUGACAGCGGGCAGCGGUGCGAGCGCCUUCUGCGCGCCCAACAUUCAUCAUCAUCAAGCACAACAUCAGCACCAGCACCAGCAGCAGCAGCAACAACAAUCAGCAGGACCGCAACAGGACGCAAGUGGCUAUUACCAACCUGCCGGGCCAUUGAUCUCACCACACGUCCUACCAACUGUAGCCGCUGCACCACCGCCGCCUCCUAAUGUGCCACUUCUGCCGACAGGUGUCACCUCUGCUUCCGCUUCUGCUAUCAAGAAAUCUCAACAAAUACCCGCGCCGCUUAGCUCUGAUCCGGAGCUUGCUGCCGGCCAACAACCUCCACCAUCGGCUACAGCCGCAGAUAGCGCAGACAGUGAUGUGCUUAUUACCGGUGGCGAUUUGACACCGUUCCGCUAUCCGCCGGUCGCACAUAGCGGCGCGCCCACCACACAGCACCAGCAGGUGCAGCAGCAACAGCAUCAACAGCAGCUUCAUCAACAAGCUGCCGCCGCUGCUGCCGCAGCUGCUGCUGCUGCGGCCGCCGCCGCUCAUCAGAGCUCACCAUAUCCACGUUCCAUGCAUGCGCAGAUGCACUACUCGACUGCGUAUCCGGCCAACUAUUGUACACCAUAUCCGGUGGAAGCGGUGUGCUACUCACCGCCCGCCUAUCAACCCUACUUUUCGACCAAAGUCUAUCAGAGCGCAGGUCCGCCACCACCUUCGACAUAUCGACGCUAUCCAUACUAUCAGCCAGGUCAUCCGCCUCCGCCGGCCGAACUGUACGAACAGGGACCGCCACCACCACCACCGACAGCGACAAGUGGUGCAGCACAACCCAGUGGACCGCCACCACCAACCUCCAUUCAGGGACCACCACCACCAGCACCGCCCCCCGGAACACAGCUUGUGCCGGCUGGACCGGCAGCACACGCACAGCAUCUCGAACACUAUCCAGGUCCGCCGGCUUAUUAUACCGGCUAUAGUCCGGGCGGUGGCGCUGCAGGGCAGUGCUAUACGCGCAGCAUACAGGGACCGUAUAUGGAAUAUCCACCACAGUGUCCGUGUCCAAUGCAACAAUCGUGUCCAAAAAACGUCCAUACUGGGCCUCAUAUUGGUAGCAACAACGGCAGCAACAACAGCAACAGCAGCAGCAGCUGCAGCACGAACAACAGCAGCAACAGCAAUUGCUCAACAAUGAAUCAUUUGAGCAACAACAACAAUACGUUGAUGAAUGGCAGCAACAGCAGCAGGGAAACCAACAACAGCAACAACAACAGUUCGAAUAUGACGAACCACAACAGCCAGAAUAACAGGAGCAGCAGCAACAACAACAGCAGCAGCUCGAUCAACAAUUCAUUGACUACCAGUAGAGGCCCAGGUAAAAAAUCGACGACGACGACAACACUAACCACAACAGCGACACACGCCACCGUACCAGUAACAGCAACAGCAACAGCCAUGGCUUUAGCGUCAGCAACACCAACAGAAAUCGAUGAUCUGUUACUGUUCGGCAAGCAACAUACGCAACAGCAUUUGGAUCUAUUGCAAGUGGUUAAGUCCGAGCUGAAGUUAGAGGAUUCGGACAAUAAAAGCCAGUACGAGGAGAGCGUAGUACAGCCUCCGACACCGCCUGAAAGCUAUACGACCAACGACGAAAAACUCUUAGAUACACUAACAGAGCAGGAACUGUCCUCGGCGUCAUUGCCGACGGCACUUGAAGAGGCUAAUGCAAAGCUGCUCUUACGCAGCGAUCAAAAUGACAGCAAAGUGGCAGUGCCGGUGGAGAGUCGACAACAGGCAAUGCCGCAAUACGCGGGCAAUAACUGUAACAAUGCACCGCCUGUGCUCGAAGCCUACGACUUAACAUCAGUUACGGAGACACCUCCACCCUCCGCAGCAAAUUCAACUGUGGCUACCAAUAGCAGCACCACCAACUCCACCACAACCGCCACCAAUUGUGCCGCAUUUCCGAUCUUGGGCCGGAAAGCGCGUAUUGGAAAGACGAUGGCGCGGGAGAUGGUUUACGCAGGCGCCGCUGCAAACGUGACCGCGCAGGCGCAAAGCAGUUUACAAACGCAUUCGACACCAAUGAUACAUGUGCGCACGUUGCCGCAGCAACCGCAUGCAAUUGUGCAACCACAACCGCAACUGCAACAACCACCACCGCAAACCCAGCCGCAUCAACAAACGCAAACACAAUUUGUGAACCUUCAACCGGACCAGCUGUUGACAGCUAUAACACCAAGUCCUUCACCACAAGUGCCAGCCACAUUAAGCGAGUCCUUUCCAGCCGCCGAGACUGCGCAGACGCCUUUUAUAUUGAAGACAGAAAUCAAGGCAGAAAAGAUUAAGCUGGAAGACGAUGAGCCGUUGUUAAACGCUGUGUUGCAAAUGCAACAACAACAAGAGUCUAAUCACAAUCAUGACAAAGACAAUGAGAAAGCUGAAUUUAAGCUUAUCAAGGCUGAGCCACUGACAUUGACCUGUGAAGAUGUAUCGACCGAAGUGUCUGAUGUUACGGACACGCCGACAUUGAAACCGUUAGGUCGCAUGCGUCUUUUACCUAGCUGGCAGCAGCCACCAGUAAUUCAGUGUGACAUUGACCUCUCCACGACCUCAGAUGAUGAUGUGCUCGAUCUUUGCCACAGUCCGGCAUUAUCUUCUUCGGGUAGCUGCCAAAAGUCACGCCUCAAGAUACUUAACCUUCCCAAGGCACAACUGCAGUGUAAGAAAUCUUCACCCAACGGAUACAAAAGUCUCAUUAAGCAAGCCGAGCCACGCACAUAUUUGUGCCUGAGCGGACGAAAACUGGAUAAACGUGGGCGUUACAGUAAACUUCAGUUACGGCAAUCCAAAGUAGGUGGCGUCAAUGCGACAAUACGCCGGCGUCAGCUGGUGCUGACUGAUAAGCAAAAGAAGCAACUGAAGCUGCGCAAGAAAAAGUUACAAGCGCUGGAACGCCGCAAGCAGGAGAUCUUAGAAAAGCGCCGCGCGGCUGCCAAACAGGAACGGUUGCAGCGCAGGAAGCAGCAAAAGAAGUCAAUCGCCCUCAAUGACAUAAAACAAGAAGAUAUAGAGCCAUGCGCGGAUGAGAUCGUCGAUUUGGUAGAAGAACCCGAGCAGACGGAAAGCGAAUUCAGUGAAACCACGCAAACAGAUGUGCCAACAAUGCGCAUGCUGCUGACCGAGAGCAGUAGCAAUAGCAACAGCAGCAGCAGCCUGAGUACGCUACGGAUCACGCCGAAACCUUCACCAAAGCGCGGCAAGACACAGCGUAAAACUUGUAUACCGUUGCACUUAAUCGAAACCAUCGACUCGGUGGCACGCGGAUAUUUCUCAGAACCCGAAACGUCACGUUGCAAUGGCACUCUAAAUCAGUGCACCAACUGCGAUGCUGCUGACGUUACUGAGCCUGCCUCGGAUAAGGCAGCAUCUGAACGUAAACAAAAGAAAGACAAAAAGGCGAGCGCGGAGAAGCGCUCCAAAUCGGAGACGAAGAAACCUAUUAAAACUGCAUCAGCAACACCGCACACAGCUGUGCCUGAGGCUAUUGAUGUAAACUACACACUUAYGACGGCGACAGCGCGUGCCGCACAAACUACCUCAAUAACCGAACCUGCGUUGGAUUCGCGCAAUGUAGAGCCUAACAUAGCCUUGAAUUUGACACAGGUCACAGAAGAGGCGUACGCCGAACCAACGGCAACGUCGCUUGAAGAGAUCGUUAGCAGCAACAACAGCACAAAUAAAAUGUCGAGCAAGUCAAAGCGUACGCCGGCUAAACGGAAACCUGCAAAAGCAAAGAAGUCGAAAAAGUCAAAGUCAAAUAAGAAGAAACUUAAACAGCCAGACUGCGACUACAACACAUAUGCUUUGGAAACGUCUGAGGAGGUGCCGCUGCAGACCACAGAGCAACUGGCAUUGGAGACCAACAACAACAUAUAUGACAAAUGCAACGCGGAAGGCAGCGCAGCGCAGGAGGUCGAAGAUAGACCAGCACAAAUGGAAGCUGAAGAGCUGGAUGAGACGCCGACGCUACCAGAAGUCGUGCAAGAACAGCAGUAUGCGCAGCCACUCGAUAAACAUUCCAAUGCACAAGUGUUCCUGCCGCCCGUACCGCCAAUGCCGCGCAUUGUUUGCCAGCCGCAUCACGGUACUAAACGCACGCGUUCGCGCUCGAAAUUCGGCAGCCGCAAGCGACAGAAGGUGAAACAUUCCACGGUCUCCUUCGAAUUAGACGACCGCCUACCGCCAGCCACGCGCGGCGAUGUCGUGCCGAAAUGGAAUAACGGUUGGACGUGGGAGGGUGAGCCAUUCCAGGGCGCGGUAUUUUUGAAUAGCGACGACCCGCUAGUCAUACGCACCUGUUAUCCCGCCAUGCGUCACUCAGAGGGCGACAUAAUACGCACACGCGACUGUGUGCUGCUCAAAGCGAAUGAGGAUAAUGAUUUGCCAUAUGUGGCAAAGGUGGCGCACCUCUGGGAGAAUCCCGAAGAUGGUGAAAUGAUGAUGUCUUUGCUGUGGUACUACCGACCCGAACACACCGAGCAGGGACGCCAGCCUAACGAUAGUCCCGACGAGGUGUACGCCUCCAGACACCGCGAUCACAACUCUGUUGCCUGCAUUGAAGAUAAGUGCUACGUGCUCACUUUCAGCGAAUAUUGUAGAUACCGCCGUCGUCUACGCGCUGCUGAGGAGGACAUCGAAGAGGAGGUCUCCAUAGUGCCCAAACGCGCCAGUUGUUAUAGCAUACGCACCGUGCCUGAGAAUACAAAUCCCGAACUGGUUAUGUUUUGUCGGCGCGCGUACGAGUUUCGCACGAGACGGCUGCUAAAGAUGCCCAACAAACAGGAUUACAUUGUCGUCAACGGCUAAGCCGGCAGCACGCCCAACAGAAAAUACUGGGGAAAAAUAGUUUUGCUUAAAGUAGCAAAUGCUGGAGGCAGCGGCGCAACCACUACGCUUGUAUAAGGUACUUUUGUUGAACUGUUGAGUACAACAACAAUUUGCUGCUGAAUUGUUGGUAGUUGGAAAACAUUUCGGCAAGGCAUAUGUAGGGUGCCGCAAGAGCGUCAAUCAAGUAUGCUGUUCAAAUUAGUAAUGGAAAGUCAUUAGCGUCUGUAACGGUAUCUAUUUGUUUGCAUUAUUUAUUUUUAAGUGAAAUAUUUAGGUGACUUACUUUACACUUUCCUACAAUUCGCUUAACUUAAGCUUAACUUGUUGUAUGCGGCUUUUCGCCAAUGUGUUUCCAUUUAUUAGCGUUUAUUAAUUAUAAUAUUCGCUAGUUACAUAUACAUACAUUUAAAUAUUUAUACUUUGCAUAGGUGUUUAUUUUUCUCUUAUUAACGGUUAUUCUCAACACGCCGCACACAUAAGCCACGCGUGUUUUCGACGUUUAAAAUCAUCUAUUAUUGUAAGCGCAAAUGUAUUGAAAACAAAUGCAUACACACCAAAAAAACAAAAACAAAUACUAAUAAGUUAACUGUUUAGCUGAUGUAUGGAAAUUUAACCAAAAACAAACUAUUUAGACACACCCAUAUACUACAUUAGGGCCCGCCAAAAAACAUACACAGUGGACCUAGUUAACUGCUGUUAUAUAAA